AUGCCGUGCCUGAACGUGUCGACCAACGUGAACCUGGAGGGGGUGGACACCUCCGCCAUCCUCGCCGAAGCCUCCAAGUCCGUUGCCAACAUCAUCGGCAAGCUAGAGGCCUACGUGAUGAUUGUUCUCAAGGGUUCGGUGCCUAUGGCAUUUGGAGGUACCCAGGAGCCCGCAGCUUACGGUAAGCUGGUUUCCAUUGGAGGUCUGAACCCUGAUGUGAAUAAGAAGCUGAGUGCUGGCAUUGCCAUCAUCAUGUUCUCAUUGGAAUUUUGCUGUUUGUUAGGCCCAUCCGGCACAAGAACAUGCUCAAUGUUUGCAUGCUUUGCAUUAAGAAUAGAUCAUGUAAAUAACCAUAUGUUGUUUGGCGCCAUCUUCCUAAUUCUGCACAUGCUUCGUUUCUACUUGUCUUCAUAG
Molecule: messenger RNA, 414 nt
Organism: Miscanthus lutarioriparius
Lineage: Eukaryota; Viridiplantae; Streptophyta; Magnoliopsida; Poales; Poaceae
Source: the annotation of a GenBank genome assembly